AAGAGAACGGGAAAAAAAUUUAACAAAAAAGACAGCGGACGCGCACUCAGUUGAUGAUUCUCCAUCUCCUCCUCGUCUCCGCCGCUUCGUCCUCCUUUCUCCCUGUUUCCUGGGUCGCGGUCAUUUUUAUUCCGCGGCACGUAAAGAACAUCUGUGAAUGUGAAAGGUAUGUGUACGUAAAAUACAGGCUACUGUCGUGACUUUCUGUGGCCGCAAGUUUUCUUGUGGGUUUCGCGGAAGGGGGUUGUUCUUUCCAAAAGCUUCGAACGGGGAUUUCUGAAAUUUCUGGAAGAACCUGAUCCAAUCUUGACGUAAUUGCGUGUUCUUCGAGAAGGGUUUCACUUUCGUUGUUGAAUUUGGGGAUUCGCGCGUGGCUUCGUCAGCUCAAUUCGUUUGCGAUUGGUGGAGGGUUCUGGUAUAUUUAGGAGGUGUUGUGCGGUUUGUUCGAAGUGGGCAAUGUUUGGGGCUCCUUGAAGCUGAUUCAUUGAGGCUUUUGGUUGUUUGGGAAUUAGAGCAUUUCAUAUUGUUUUGCUUGACGGUGAUGUGCUCUGAACACCUGGGGGUUCUUUAAUUUAGAGCUAAAUUAGAGAUUCCCAGGUGCAGAUUCAUUAUCUGGGUUUUUGUUCUUGCGCGAGAUAGUGUGAUUGAGAGUUUGGGUGGAGGAGCAGAAGGUGGGGUCUGUUUGGCAGCUCUGGUUGUUGUGUAGUUCUGAUUUCGAGAGUGUUGGUGGCAUUUGCAAUGGACGACUCGCCGAGCGGCUCGAAUUCGCUGCCACCAUUCCUGAUGAAGACUUACGAGAUGGUUGAUGACCCCUCCACUGACCCGGUGGUCUCGUGGAGUCAAACCAACAAGAGCUUCAUUGUGUGGAAUCCGCCGGAGUUUGCACGGGAUAUGCUGCCGAGAUACUUCAAGCACAACAAUUUUUCCAGCUUUAUUAGACAGCUAAAUACAUAUGGUUUUAGGAAGAUUGAUCCAGAACGAUGGGAAUUUGCCAACGAUGAUUUUAUAAGAGGUCAGCCGCAGCUUAUGAAGAACAUCCAUCGCCGGAAACCUGUCCACAGCCAUUCCCUUCAGAAUCUCCAAAAUCAGGGAAGUUCUUCUCCUUUAACUGAAGCGGAGAGACAAGGACUGAAGGAAGAGGUAGAAAGGCUUAAAAGCGACAAGGAAUCACUUCAGUUGGAACUACAGAUGCAUGAAGAAGAGAGGAAGGGCUUUGAACUGCAGAUGCAGAAUUUGAAGGAGCGGUUUUUGAAAAUGGAAGAACGACAGAAGAAUAUGGUGUCUGACUUAGGUAAUGUUCUGCAGAAACCUCGCCUCGCCUUUAAUUUGUUGCUUGAGUCGGAGUUUAACGAUAAGAAGAGGAGAUUGCCUCGAAUUGGUUACUUUCAUGAUGAGGGACAUGGUGAGGAUAAUCAAGCUGGGACUCCCCAAUCUUUGACGAGAGAAAACAUUGAUGGAGCUUCAUCCUUACCAUCGAUACUGGAUUUAUAUGAUCAGUUGGAAUCAUCUCUCACAAUCUGGGAAAACAUUGCGCGUGAUGUUUCUGAAAACUUAAUUCAGCGCAACUCAACCCUAGACUUUGAUGAGACUACUAGUUGUGCUGAUAGCCCUGCUAUAUCCUGCAUUCAGUUGAAUAUUGACGCACAGCCUAGAUCACCCACGAUUGACAUGAAUUCAGAGCCCGCUACUGCUACUGUUUUCGAGCCUGUCUUGGCUACUACUUCCGAGCCAACUUCGACUGUUGCUUCUGAGCUAGUUUCUUCUAAAGAACAUGCCGCAUCUGCAGCUCCUAAUGCGCCAGCAGGGGCUAAUGAUGUCUUCUGGGAGCAAUUCUUGACAGAGAAUCCGGGUUCCUCUGAUGUUCAGGAAGUUCAGUCUGAUAGAAAGGAUACUGAUGGCAGAAGGAAUGAGAGCAAACCUGCUGAUCACGGCAGGUUUUGGUGGAGUCCAAAGAACGUAAAUAAUCUAGCAGAACAAUUGGGGCAUCUUACCCCAGCCGAAAGUACUUGAUGUUGGUCGAUCGUAUUUUCGGGUAUUGAUGGCUCAGUGAGGGCGUUGUAAUAUAAUAGUUAUGGUAUGUUGGGUCUUCCAAUAAAUAGGUAAUACAUAGUUAGGGCGGCAGGUUCGCUGCAAUAACGUUGAUGAGGUCUCUCUUGAUUAUUUGUCCAUCAGAGUUUUGUAGCAUUUUGUUUUGUUCCAGUUAACAUAGUUAUAUGAGGGUUGUGAUCUCCCACACAGUGUUACAUGACAGUGGUACUGACUUUCAUUAUGCAUCUUUUGAGGAGUUACCCA
This is a messenger RNA of Rhodamnia argentea, 2292 nucleotides long. RefSeq names its product heat stress transcription factor A-4a-like. The record is from RefSeq and is a predicted model, not a curated record. Gene Ontology annotation, biological process: regulation of transcription by RNA polymerase II. Lineage: Eukaryota; Viridiplantae; Streptophyta; Magnoliopsida; Myrtales; Myrtaceae. Gene Ontology annotation, cellular component: nucleus. Gene Ontology annotation, molecular function: RNA polymerase II cis-regulatory region sequence-specific DNA binding; DNA-binding transcription factor activity. The coding region runs from base 739 to 2010 and encodes 423 amino acids. The transcript is spliced from 3 exons.